Molecule: messenger RNA, 7648 nt
Organism: Chlorocebus sabaeus (green monkey)
Lineage: Eukaryota; Metazoa; Chordata; Mammalia; Primates; Cercopithecidae
Gene: ZMYND8
Product: zinc finger MYND-type containing 8
Biological process (GO): regulation of DNA-templated transcription
Cellular component (GO): cytoplasm; nucleus
Molecular function (GO): protein binding; transcription corepressor activity
Source: RefSeq, a predicted model, not a curated record
GGUGGUGUCAGUGUGCUCAUGCUUUAGGACUUAUGUAUAGUGCAAAAUCUCAUCUGCCACCAGACUGGGUUUGAUUCAGGACUCACUGACCAACACAUUUUGGCCUUUUUUCAGGUCUCAUCCACACAUCUGUAUGCAUGCUGACCCCACAUAAGAUUUGUCACUUUUUACAUUUCCCUUGACCUCUUAAGGCUGCAGCUAGAAGUUAAGUGGGAAAAGUAGAGUCUUGUUUAGCAUUACCUUUAGAAUUUCCCUAGAAGUUCAGUACGUAAAUUUUCAGCUUGGAGACCAAUCUGACAUGACUGUAAAUGCAGGAAAUAUAUUCAAUUGCUGUGUUAUGUCAACUUUAUGGAGUCAGUAAUCUUUUUUCUUUCAAAUGAGUGUCCAGUAGCCCACUUUCUGACACCAAAUUGGAAAAAGGCUCAUUUAAUCAGGAGAAACGUUUCGUACCACAUUCUAAGUUGAAAAAAGUCUGUGCAAGGCGGGCCAGCUUAGCUUCUUAAGAGUAAAACUGCAGGCAGUUAAUGAUGUUACAUACUUGAAACUGAACAGUGCCACUGCCCCAAACAAGUAAGUUUAGACACUCAGCUAUUUUCUUUGUUCUUAUCUCCUUGCUGUAAAUGGAAAUUACAUAUUGAAGUUCUUGUGGCCUCCCUAGAAGCAGUGUCUAAUCAUAAGACUCCUGGUUUGGUGCCUUCAACGUUUGCAUAAUACUGUGUGUGUUGGGCUGGAAGGGAACUUAAGGGCAAGGCGUUUGUCCUCUAAAAGCUUGCAUUAAAAUGGCUCCCACAGGUUUGGAGAGCCAAGAUCUGUUUUCAGAUGUACAGCCCCCAGCAAGUUACCAACACUGGACCAAGCUAGCCACUUUUCCUCUGGUACUGUGACCCCUACCAAGCAUGAGUCUGUAAAAAGUUAAUUGCUUUCAAAGUAGCGUUAUUUUCCAGUUUAAGGAAAGGGGAAAAAAAUGUCUGCAUUGCAGCAGGACUAGGUAGGGACGGCAGUACUGGCUCCCAGAGCAGCCCAAUGGGGUUCUUCUACUCUAGCUUUUAAACCAAUAGACUUGGAGGAAAGGUUAAAGAUUGACAAUUACAGUGGCCGAACUAAGAACGGGCCUUCUGGAAAUUUCUACCAUCUUUGUUCCUUUUAGGAAAAGCGGAUCUGCCAAACAGAAGAGUCUCCUACCUUCCAUUCCUAGGUCAUCUCCCUUCCCUUCUUCCCCCCAACCCCCCUUCUUUUUCUCAUCAAGGUAGAAUGUUCUCUCUGCCACGUUUGUAAAUUGCAGAGGGAGGAACAGAAUGUUGGGCUGUUUUCCUUUCUCCUUCUGCCUCCUCAGUCCCCAAAGAGGAUACACAGCUGCAAGGAGCAAACACAGACACACUGAAGCUUUUGAUUCUUCUUUUUUUUUCCUUCAAGACCCUCCAGGAUGGAUUCACUUUCUGCUUUGGGAAAUUAAGUGGCAUUCACGUGGGGGAGGGGGAGUAACUGCUUUUAUUAGCUCCAGAAAAUGGUCAGUGUUCAGUCUGUAACUAGGAAUUAAUUAUAUAUAAUCACUCAGUAAACUUUCUACAGAGUUUUUCUAAUUGCUGAGCCUGAUCAUAGUUAGCCCGUUGGCGCCAAGUCCAGUUACUUUUAUAAUUAACAGCUCAAAGAUUUGAGUCAGAAAGAAACAAUUGGGGGCCUCUUGGAUUAUAAAUUAGGGAUGAAAACAAUAGCUUUUUUUCCUUUCUUUCUUGUAACCCCUUUUAUUUUAAACAAAACAUUCCCCCUUUUCUUUCCCUGGGAGAACCAGUGGGGAGACUGCAUCAGGUCUUAAAUAUGAGGACGGGAGACACUUUUUGGGAAGUGGGGUGACAGUAACCUAGAAAACCCUGAGGCAAAGGUAGGUUUUUAAAAGUCCAGCCACUUCCAAUGUGUGAUGUCUUUGUUCUUUUGCCCUCUUUCCCCUUCUCUCUCCUGUGGCAGAGGCAGCAGACAUUUGUCAGCCUGGGAACCCUCAAUCUGGCUUUGCCUCUGGUUGACUCUGGAAAGAAAGAUACAUUCAAAGGGGCCUUCGCUACUGAACAGCAGAGGUUUAAAAAGGGAAUGUUUCGAAGCCUUUGGUUACUCUUAAAAUGCAAAAUCUGAGCAAGGGUUCACCCUUCGCUCAGGUUGCUAAGAUUAUGGUUGCCCUCCCCCCCUACUUCCCACUCUCCUUGCAGACAAACAAGCAGGCAGUGGCCAUGCCAGCUCUGCAGCCAGUGUGCUGCCAGCCUGCCCCCCCCAUCCUGAUUACCUACCUACCAGCCGACGGGGGCCACUGGCCUGUCCUUGCCCUGGCAUGGCCUUGGGCACUGUGCCCUCCUUUCUCCCCUGGAGCUAAAAAGCAGUCACCUUGAAACUCCUCACUCCCAGCACCAGAGGAGUUCUGAGGCCAAUGCUCAGACCUGUAACAGUAAAUGACGUUAUCCACUCAGGCUGUUAGUUCGGCCUCUGAAAGCGGGUUUUGCAAAACCCAUUGUUAAUUCUCAGGCUCUGUUGGGGGUGGUCAGAAAUCUAAUUUCUUGGCUGAAGAGGAAAUAAAAACAGAACAGGAGGUGGUAGAGGGCAUGGAUAUCUCUACUCGCUCCAAAGAUCCUGGCUCUGCAGAGAGAACAGCCCAGAAAAGAAAGUUCCCCAGCCCUCCACAUUCUUCCAAUGGCCACUCGCCGCAGGACACAUCAACAAGCCCCAUUAAAAAGAAAAAGAAACCUGGCUUACUGAACAGUAACAAUAAGGAGCAGUCAGAACUAAGACAUGGUCCGUUUUACUAUAUGAAGCAGCCACUCACCACAGACCCUGUUGAUGUUGUACCGCAGGAUGGACGAAAUGAUUUCUACUGCUGGGUUUGUCACCGGGAAGGCCAAGUCCUUUGCUGUGAGCUCUGUCCCCGGGUUUAUCACGCUAAGUGUCUGAGACUGACAUCGGAACCAGAGGGGGACUGGUUUUGUCCUGAAUGUGAGAAAAUUACAGUAGCAGAAUGCAUCGAGACCCAGAGUAAAGCCAUGACAAUGCUCACCAUUGAACAGUUAUCCUACCUGCUCAAGUUUGCCAUUCAGAAAAUGAAACAGCCAGGGACAGAUGCAUUCCAGAAGCCCGUUCCAUUGGAACAGCACCCUGACUAUGCGGAAUACAUCUUCCAUCCAAUGGACCUUUGUACAUUGGAAAAGAAUGCGAAAAAGAAAAUGUAUGGCUGCACAGAAGCCUUCCUGGCUGAUGCAAAGUGGAUUUUGCACAACUGCAUCAUUUAUAAUGGGGGAAAUCACAAAUUGACGCAAAUAGCGAAAGUAGUCAUCAAAAUCUGUGAACAUGAGAUGAAUGAAAUCGAAGUAUGUCCAGAAUGUUAUCUAGCUGCUUGCCAAAAACGAGAUAACUGGUUUUGUGAGCCUUGUAGCAAUCCACAUCCUUUGGUCUGGGCCAAACUGAAGGGGUUUCCAUUCUGGCCUGCAAAAGCUCUGAGGGAUAAAGAUGGGCAGGUCGAUGCCCGAUUCUUUGGACAACAUGACAGGGCCUGGGUUCCAAUAAAUAAUUGCUACCUCAUGUCUAAAGAAAUUCCUUUUUCUGUGAAAAAGACUAAGAGCAUCUUCAACAGUGCCAUGCAAGAGAUGGAGGUUUACGUGGAGAACAUCCGCAGGAAGUUUGGGGUUUUUAAUUACUCUCCAUUCAGGACACCCUACACACCCAACAGCCAGUACCAAAUGCUGCUCGAUCCCACCAACCCCAGUGCCGGCACUGCCAAGAUAGACAAGCAGGAGAAGGUCAAGCUCAACUUUGACAUGACGGCGUCCCCCAAGAUCCUGAUGAGCAAGCCCGUGCUGAGUGGGGGCACAGGCCGCCGGAUUUCCUUGUCGGAUAUGCCGCGCUCCCCCAUGAGCACAAACUCUUCCGUGCACACAGGCUCUGAUGUGGAGCAGGAUGCCGAGAAGAAGGCCACAUCCAGCCACUUCAGCGCGAGUGAGGAGUCCAUGGACUUCCUGGAUAAGAGCACAGCUUCACCAGCCUCCACCAAGACGGGACAAGCAGGGAGUUUAUCCGGCAGCCCAAAGCCCUUCUCUCCUCAACUGUCAACUCCUAUCACGACGAAAACGGACAAAACCUCCACCACUGGCAGCAUCCUGAAUCUGAACCUGGAUCGAAGCAAAGCCGAAAUGGAUUUGAAGGAGCUGAGCGAGUCGGUCCAGCAACAGUCCACCCCUGUUCCUCUCAUCUCUCCCAAGCGCCAGAUUCGUAGCAGGUUCCAGCUGAAUCUUGACAAGACCAUAGAGAGUUGCAAAGCACAAUUAGGCAUAAAUGAAAUCUCGGAAGAUGUUUAUACGGCCGUAGAGCACAGCGAUUCGGAGGAUUCUGAGAAGUCAGAUAGUAGCGAUAGUGAGUAUAUCAGUGAUGAUGAGCAGAAGUCCAAGAACGAGCCAGAAGACACAGAGGACAAAGAGGGUUGUCGGAUGGACAAAGAGCCAUCUGCUGUUAAAAAAAAGCCCAAGCCUACAAACCCAGUGGAGAUUAAAGAGGAGCUGAAAAGCACAUCACCAGCCAGCGAGAAGACAGACCCUGGAGCAGUCAAGGACAAGGCCAGCCCUGAGCCUGAGAAGGACUUUUCUGAAAAGGCAAAGCCUUCACCUCACCCCACAAAGGAUAAACUGAAGGGAAAAGAUGAGACGGAUUCCCCAACAGUCCAUUUGGGCCUGGACUCCGAUUCAGAGAGCGAACUUGUCAUAGAUUUAGGAGAAGACCAUUCUGGGCGGGAGGGUCGAAAAAAUAAGAAGGAACCCAAAGAACCGUCUCCCAAACAGGAUGUUGUAGGUAAAGCUCCACCAUCCACGACGGCGGGCAGCCAGUCUCCCCCGGAAACGCCGGUGCUCACCCGCUCUUCCGCCCAAACUCCCGCGGCUGGCGCCACAGCUACCACCAGCACGUCCUCCACGGUCACCGUCACGGCCCCGGCCCCCGCCGCCACAGGAAGCCCGGUGAAAAAGCAGAGGCCGCUUUUACCGAAGGAGACUGCCCCGGCCGUGCAGCGGGUCGUGUGGAACUCAUCAAGUAAGUUUCAAACGUCCUCCCAAAAGUGGCACAUGCAGAAGAUGCAGCGUCAGCAGCAGCAGCAGCAGCAGCAAAACCAGCAGCAGCAGCCUCAGUCUUCCCAGGGGACGAGAUAUCAGACCAGACAGGCUGUGAAAGCUGUCCAGCAGAAGGAGAUCACACAGAGCCCGUCCACGUCCACCAUCACCCUGGUGACCAGCACACAGUCAUCGCCCCUGGUCACCAGCUCGGGGUCCACGAGCACCCUUGUGUCCUCAGUGAACGCUGACCUGCCCAUCGCCACCGCCUCAGCCGAUGUCGCCGCUGAUAUUGCCAAGUACACUAGCAAAAUGAUGGAUGCAAUAAAAGGAACAAUGACAGAAAUAUACAACGAUCUUUCUAAAAACACUACUGGAAGCACAAUAGCUGAGAUUCGCAGACUGAGGAUCGAGAUAGAGAAGCUCCAGUGGCUACACCAGCAAGAGCUCUCCGAAAUGAAACACAACUUGGAGCUGACCAUGGCGGAGAUGCGGCAGAGCCUGGAGCAGGAGCGGGACCGGCUCAUCGCCGAGGUGAAGAAGCAGCUGGAGCUGGAGAAGCAGCAGGCGGUGGAUGAGACCAAGAAGAAGCAGUGGUGUGCCAACUGCAAGAAGGAGGCCAUCUUUUACUGCUGUUGGAACACCAGCUACUGUGACUACCCCUGCCAGCAAGCCCACUGGCCUGAGCACAUGAAGUCCUGCACCCAGUCAGCUACUGCUCCUCAGCAGGAAGCGGAUGCUGAGGUGAACACAGAAACACUAAAUAAGUCGUCCCAGGGGAGCUCCUCGAGCACACAGUCAGCACCUUCAGAAACGGCCAGCGCCUCCAAAGAGAAGGAGACGUCCACCGAGAAAAGCAAGGACAGUGGCUCGACCCUUGACCUUUCUGGCUCCAGAGAGACGCCCUCCUCCAUUCUCUUAGGCUCCAACCAAGGCUCUGUUAGCAAAAGGUGUGACAAGCAACCUGCCUAUGCCCCAACCACCACAGACCACCAGCCGCACCCCAACUACCCCGCCCAGAAGUACCAUUCCCGGAGUAGUAAAUCCAGUUGGAGCAGCAGCGAUGAGAAGAGGGGAUCGACACGUUCCGAGCACAACACCAGUACCAGCACGAAGAGCCUCCUCCCGAAAGAGUCUCGGCUGGACACCUUCUGGGACUAGCAGCGAGUCGGGACACAAACCACCAUCCACCCCACUGGAGAAAAACCCAGACGCCCGGAAAAGAAGAAACAACAAAGGGAGGAGAACAGCCACUUUCAGACUUGAGAAUGACAAAACCCUCAGUUGAGCCUGAGCCCCCGGCGCAGGGGCUGCUACACUACAGGACACCCGGCAUCGGCUUUGAUUGCGAACUGUUCACCCAUACGAGCCCUGUGCUUUAGGUGUAAAUAAUGUAUAAUUUGUGGAUGUCAUUGAAACCUAGAGGACCUUCCCCUUUUUAUAUUUGUAUUAACUUUAACUUAUAAAAAAAAAAAAAGAAAAAGAAAAACAAUUAAAAAAAACCAACCAACCAACCCCAACAACAAAAAGAAUGUUUUGGUAUUGGAGAAGGGAUGGUCAGUUAGCCUGUCAGUCACACAAUGGAAUGGAUACUGGGCCCGGGGACCACUUUCACACUCACGUCCUCAUCCUUGGAUACCCAGUGGAGGGCGAGCCGUUUUUCACUCAUGUGUCUACACAGCAUGUUGGGAUCGGGAGUUUCGGCACAGACUCUAUCCUGUCAAGCCGUUGGCUCCUUUCAGCUACUACGUUACGACGUUCCUAAAACGCAAGCUCUCCGGACCAGACGGACACAGGGAGAAGCUAGUUUCUUUCACGUGAUUGAGAUGAUGACUCUACUCCUAAAAGGGAAAAAACCAUGUCCUUGUUUACAGAAGAGAAACCGAAACAAGCCCCACUCAGCUCAGUCACAGAAGAGGAGAACAUAGAAAGUGUUAGGAUCAUGAACUCUGAAAAAAAGAAAUCUUUGCUUUGUGGUUCCUUUAAACACACUCACACACACUUGGUCAGAGAUGCUGCACUUCUUGGAAGCAAGGACUCAAAGGCAAGGUGCACGCAGAGGAUGUUUGAGUCUGGGAUGAAGCAUGUAUGUAUUAUUUAUAUGAUGGAAUUUCACGUUUUUAUGUAAGCAUGAAACACAGGCAGUAUGAGAGAAAGCAAGGCCCCAUCAUGCUGUCCGUACACUACGUAUGCUGUAGAGCCAUUUUGUAUGUUGUGUAAAACAAAAAGCAUUGAUCAAAAAGCAAAAGGUGAUGUAUGUAUAUGAGAAAAUUAAUUGUACGAUAUCAUUCCAGUACGUUUUGUUGUACAUUUUAGUCUUGUUUACUUUCUCUUCAUUGUUGAUAAGAGAAUGCGAACUGUACAGUUUCCAGCUAGUUACCCAUAUUAGAGAAGAAAUAAGAAGAGAGUAUUAGAGGAAAACAGGAGAGAAAGAACAUUUGUGAAUUGCAGUUGUCAAAAAAAACAAAAAAAUAGCCUAGCUGGCCUUAUUUGUGAAGCAUAAUUGCUUUUAGCAUAUGGAAGUAUUUUUUCACAUUUUCUUUGUAUAAAAUUUGUAUUAAACUUAAAUAUCUUUUUGA